AUGGAUCAGGUCAUCCGCGCAACCAACGAGCACCACGUGCGUCGAGGUUCAGAGGCUGAAAAUUUUCUUGAGGAAGAGGGGAAGGAAUCUGAGAACAUCGAAGAAGAAACGGUGGGCCAAGAUGAGCCAAAACACGAGAUGCCCACAGAUUCGCACAUGGCUCCGAAUAUGGAGUCGCACAGCAUGCACGAGGAAGAAGAGGAGCCGGAGAGAUACGAAGAGAAGUGCGACAUAGCCGAAGUGGUCGAGGCCACGCACUGCAGAGCGGACUGCCCUUCUUUGGACUUGGACUGCUCGCAGGAUUCUGUGGCUUUGUCCACGGUGGCAGACAGCAUUGAUCGGGUAAGCUCGAUCGCAGACUCCCCGGAGGCAGACAUUGCUGAAUCUUUGCCGGAUAUGCUUGCAGAAGCGGCAUGUGCUGGCAAUGUCAGCAAGAAGAAAAAGAAGCCAAAAAAGAAGAAGAAGAACGAGGGCCUUUCAGCUCAGACGCUUCCGGCGCAACUGAGCAGGAAUUCAUCCAUCAGCGAGGCGCCGUCCCGUCGCCACUAG
Molecule: messenger RNA, 549 nt
Organism: Symbiodinium pilosum
Lineage: Eukaryota; Dinophyceae; Suessiales; Symbiodiniaceae
Source: the annotation of a GenBank genome assembly